CUGUGUUCCUUAGUUGGUGUUCCCCAGCCUAUAAACUGGGACAGCGUGGCAAGGCUAGUUCCAGGAUAUACAUCCAAAGAGGUGAAAUGAGCUAAGAGAGGAAAAUGCCUUUUGCCCUUGUGAUUUAGCAAAGUUGGGAGAAAACAAGCCAGCAGUCUAUUUUCUUGACAUUUGAUUGAACUUGCAGCCUUGCUAUUGGGCGUCACUGUAACCUUGUAUUUGGAGCAUAAAAGCAAAUGAUGGGAAAAAGAAACUUCUGUUAAACGUUACAUCCUUUCAAGUACUUGGCAAGGUGAUUGAAGCAGGGGAUCUCUAGUGUUUACCUUUCAGUUUGCGAGCAGCACAGUGUACAUCAAGCAAUUAUUAACGUAUUGGUGAACGCUCAUUAAGAUGAAAUGAUUAAUACAUGUCUGAUUACUCUGAUUUAAAAGAACAAAGUGUGUCUCAUGGAGAGUAUCUCUUCAAGGCAAUAAAGUAAAUGUCUGUCUCUGCUUCUCUAUAUCUGUUGUAUAAAGAUUUGAGCUAUGUUAAUAUCAGAAGGAUGUCGCUGUGUGCAGCUCUCCCAAAGGGACAGUGUGCAAAAAGGUUUGAUGAACUAAAAAGCAGUGGAAGUUCACCUGUUGACAACCAGUAUAAUCCCCUGAUGGCUGCUGGUGGGAGUCCUGUGGAAACUUUAGCUACGUACAUCAAAUCCUCCUUGCUUGAUACACAGACAGAGUUUCAGGAGCCUGCUAUUGGGCAGGAUUCCAUUACUAUAACUGGAAGGCCUAGCACAACCUCUACGAGGAAUUGUUCUUCAGAAUCUGAAAAGGGUCCUGUACAUAAAGAUGAAGAAAGCACUGACGAAAGUCAGGGGCCAAAUAUGGUAAUCCAUGUCUGUGAUGAAGCAAAAAACCUCAAAGAAGAUUUUGUGUGUCCUCGAGACCUUUUGAUUUCAGAAAUGAAAUACUUUGCUGAAUAUCUGUCAGUGGAUGCCCAGCGCUGGGAAGAAGUGGACAUUUCAGUGCAUUGUGAUGUUCACAUCUUUGACUGGUUGAUAAAAUAUGUUAAAAGGAACACUAAAGAUUGUGAAGCUAAUGAAAUGCCCACUUUAGAACCAUCAAAUGUCAUAUCAAUUCUUAUUUCUUCUGAGUUUUUGAAGAUGGAUUCAUUAGUGGAAAAAUGUAUUCAUUAUUGCCACAAAAAUAUGAAUGCUAUUGUAGCCACACCAUGUAACAUGAAUUGUAUCAAUGCUAAUCUUGUUAUGCACAUUGCUGAUCUCUUCACACACAAUGAAGUAGAAGAGCUGAAGGACAAAAGAGACAAAUUUAAGAGUAAACUUUUCUGCAAGAAGAUUGAGAGGCUGUUUGAUCCGGAGUAUGUAAAUCCAGAUUCUCGAGGAAAUGCGGCAACAUUAUACAGGUGUUGUUUGUGUAAAAAGCUGCUAACUAAAGAAACUGAGAGAAGAAUUCCUUGUGUACCAGGAAAAAUCAACAUAGAUCAACACGGCAAUAUUGUCUAUAUUCAUAUAAGGGACAAAACCUGGGAAGUCCACGAGUACCUAAUUUGUCUUCAUGAGGAACUGAAGUCUUGGCGAGAUGUUUAUUGGCGUCUUUGGGGGACUGUCAAUUGGUUGACCUGCUCCAGAUGUAAUCAAUCCUUCCUGUGUACUGAAUUCUCCCAUUGCCAGUACCACUUGCAGCCAGUUCUUUAUCCAGGUGUAGCAAGUGCUCUGGGUUCAUCUGGGACAGGAGUGUAUCCCUGUUGUAACCAAAAAGUACUUCGAUUUGAUCCUACAACCCUCCCAAAGGGCUGCCAAGUGAGAGAUCACAUGGUAGAUGUGCCCUCAGGCAGUGAAGAUGGAGAUGUUUUGCAGUCUCAGACUACUAAAAUACUGAAUGAUCUGCUUCAUCAUAGAGAUAUUGUUGUUGUUCCUUUCACUAAGGAUGAGAAUAGUGAUUCUGGUAUUGGGCUCUGUGAUGAAAAAGACAUCGAAUGUGAUGUGGUGAUAGAUCCAAAUACACUGUGGGGUCCCAAAACUGGAGAAAUCAAUGCUUUUCUUUCUCUGAAGAACUGGACUUUACAACUGAAACAGCAGUCAUUGUUAUCUGAAGAAGAGGAAUACACCACUGGCUCAGAGGUCACUGAGGAUGAAGUAGGAGAUGAAGAAGAAGUAUGCAGGAAACCAGCAGGGAGAAAGGAGAAAUUAAAGAAAUCAUACAAGCACCCAAGGAAAGUGGUUUCUUCACCUAGUGUUCAGAAAAAGGAGAAGCCAUCUGAUAAGGCAAGUUCUCGAGAUGCAUCUCCAUUCAUUGUGAGUAUGCAGCAGAACAAAUGGGAUGCCUCCAGGUCACUGAGAUUCAACCAAGAUGCUCAAAGAGAAGAUGAUCAGAGGAGAAUGUCUGAGAUUACAAGGCACUUAAUAAAAAUGAGGCUGGGAGACCUUGAUCGAAUCAAGUCAAAAGACAGCAAAGAAUAUGCUGGAGGCAUUUAUUCUAGACUUGAAGCUCAGAUAAAGGCCUCAGCGCAGGUCAAAAUCCCGUUUUGCUCAAGGCCGUCCGACGUAAGGACUCCCGAAAGAACUUCAGCCAGAAUUCAUUACUGCUUCCUGAAGCUGUACUGCACUCUGACAUAUGCAGAAUGCACAUCUCCAAAAGCUUUCCAGUGACUUAUUUAUUACUUUAAUCCGUGUAAAUUAUUUUGUGUGAUAAAUUAAUGCAAAUCCAAAAAGGUCUGUAUUUAUUUUAAUUGUAAAUAUACUGUUUCUUAAAUAGAA
Molecule: messenger RNA, 2755 nt
Organism: Pogoniulus pusillus (Red-fronted tinkerbird)
Lineage: Eukaryota; Metazoa; Chordata; Aves; Piciformes; Lybiidae
Gene: SANBR
Product: SANT and BTB domain regulator of CSR
Exons: 21
Coding region: 479-2647 (722 amino acids)
Source: RefSeq, a predicted model, not a curated record